AUGCCAAACACGGAUCAUGGAAAAACCACUCUUACGGCCGCUAUCACCAAAGUACUGUCAAAAGAUGGUUCUGCACAAUUUGUUUCAUACGAUGAAAUAGACAAAGCUCCUGAGGAAAAAGCUAGAGGAAUUACAAUAAACGCUGCACAUGUAGGAUACAGCACCAAAAAUCGGCAUUAUGCUCACACAGACUGUCCCGGCCAUGCAGACUAUAUCCGCAACAUGAUAUCAGGGGCAUCACAAAUGGAUGCAGCAAUAUUAGUUGUAGCUGCCAAUGAUGGGCCAAUGCCCCAAACGAAAGAGCACUUGCUACUCGCAAAGCAAGUUGGCAUACAAUAUAUAUUGGUAUUUAUAAAUAAAGCUGACCUAGUUGAUAAUGAGCUGCUAGAGCUGGUAGAAAUUGAAAUGAGGGAAAUGAUUACGGACUAUGGUUAUGAUGGUGACAAUGUCCCAAUGAUUUGUGGCUCUGCUUUGAAGGCACUAAAUGAAGAUGAAUCGGAAUAUGGUGUACCCUCAGUCAGGAAGCUCUUGGAUGCCUUAGACAAUUUCGUGCCGUCAAUACAGAGGGAUCUGAAGUCACCGUUCCUACUGCCCAUAGACAACGCGUUUACCGUGCCCGGCAGGGGAACAGUCGUCGUCGGCACUUUGAAGCGGGGAGUGAUGAAAAAGAACGAGGAAGCGGAGCUUAUGGGAUUCGGAUUCAAUAUUAAGACCACAGUGUCCGAUAUUCAGAUUUUUAAGAAGAGCGUCACUGAGGCCGUCGCUGGUGACAAUGUCGGCGCGUUGCUCCGCAGUUUGAAAUUGAGAUCGGUCGAAACUGGAAUGAUACUGUGCGCCGCCAAGAGUAUGCAGCUAAGCAACCAUUACAAGGCGAAGGUCUACUUCCUGUCGGGAAGGGAGGGCGGCAGGAAGAAGCCGGUCUUCUCUAAGUACUCGCAACAGAUGUUCAGCGGCACUUGGAACAUAGCGUGCAGGAUUGAUCUCGAGCUAACCGUGGACAUGAUGAUGCCCGGUGACCACGGCGAGGUGUACCUGACGCUCCUCGAGGGCAUGGUGAUGUCUCCGGGCGAGCAGUUCACCAUCAGGGAGAACAACGUGACGGUAGCCACGGGAAUAGUGACGGAAACGCUCCCCAGUAUAGACGUGCCGAACGGCAAGCUCGGCAGAGUGGUGCUCUUCGAAAAAGCACCG
Molecule: messenger RNA, 1191 nt
Organism: Iphiclides podalirius (scarce swallowtail)
Lineage: Eukaryota; Metazoa; Arthropoda; Insecta; Lepidoptera; Papilionidae
Source: the annotation of a GenBank genome assembly